GACAGGAAACAGCCACUUCUCAGAAUGAGACAAGGCUUUCCCAGAGCGGUCAUUGGCUCCUGGGAACUAUAAAGCACGCUCAUCCAGAAACGGCCACCUACUUUUCUUCCUGGAGGCCAGAGUGAAGGGGCAUGGAGAGGCUGGCGGCCUGGGAGCCGCAGGGCGUGGAUGCGCUGCGGCGCUUCCAAGGACUGCUGCUGGACCGCCGCGGCAGGCUGCACGGCCAAGUGCUGCGCCUGCGCGAAGUGGCCCGGAGGCUGGAGCGUCUACGCCGGCGCUCCCUGGCGGCCAACGUGGCCGGCAGCUCUCUGAGCGCCGCGGGCGCCAUGGCCGCCAUCGUGGGGCUGUCACUCAGCCCGGUCACCCUGGGGGCCUCGCUCGUGGCCUCGGCCGUGGGCCUAGGGGUGGCCACCGCCGGAGGGGCGGUCACCAUCACGUCCGACCUCUCUCUGAUCUUCUGCAAUUCCCGGGAGGUGCGGAGGGUGCAGGAGAUCGCCGCCACCUGUCAGGACCAGAUGCGCGAGCUCCUGAGCUGCUUGGAGUUCUUCUGUCAGUGGCAGGGCCGCGGGGACCGCCAGCUGCUGCAGAGCGGGAGGGACGCCUCCAUGGCCCUUUACAACUCUGUGUACUUCAUCGUCUUCUUCGGCUCACGGGGCUUCCUCAUCCCCAGGCGUGCCGAGGGGGCCACCAAAGUCAGCCAGGCCGUGCUGAAGGCCAAGAUUCAGAAACUGUCUGAGAGCCUGGAGUCCUGCACCGGCGCCCUGGAUGAGUUUAGUGAGCAGCUGGAGUCCCGGGUCCGGCUCUGCAGCAAGGCCGGCCGCGGCCACAACCUCAGAAUCUCCGCUGAUCAGGAUGCCGCGUUGUUUUUCUAAGAACAUCCUUUACCUACAUGGGAUGUUCUAGAUCUGUAGCAUCCACGGGGAAGCGCCACAUGGGUGGAGUGCAAAGGAUGACAGACACUGUUCUUAUGGGAUGUUGGUCCUCAACUCCUUGCGUGUGAGGGACUUUUUCACUUGUGGAAUCCCAAUGGAGUAUGUGACCCUAAACCACCCACUUUGAUGGUGGGGGGCAAAAAUCCUUUUUGACCGCACACAGCUAGGCGGACUCUCCCUUUUUAGAGUUAUGGGGGAGGGGACCUUGAUGGUUUGAGCUGGGGUCUGGAGAGGUGUCCUCCUCUGGGACCUCUGUAAGUUCUUACUAGAAUCCUGAGAUUCUCAAAAGAUUGGCCAGAGGAGACAUUUGCUUUACAACUUAGCUUCUACAGUUCCUGAUACACAGAACUCCAGAAUCCCAAACAAGAAAGACCCGCACUUGUCUUGGUGAGGAUUGUAGACACAGACUGGGCCUCGGAGCUGACUCGGUCAGUUUAUCCAUUCACAGACCCUGCCUGAGUAUUGCAUAGACUUUUUUUUUCUCAGAGUGGCUUCACAUCUACACCUGCAGGUACCCCGAGAAGGAAAGCCACCCCAAAAGAGUCACUUGAAUUCAAACCCACCUCCUCUGCUUCCACAAAGAAGCUGAGGGGGAAAUGAAGCCCCUAACAAUUUCCAUGGCUGACCUGGUAGCAUAGAGCCGAGAGCAAUGGCCUUUGAGUUAAACAGUCCUGGAGCUAUUACAGGGUUUGUCACUAUGGUGUGACUUAGCCACCUCACCUUGUUGAGACUUGGUUUGUUCAGUGGAACAUGGAUAGGGGGGUAAGAGCUCACCCUACUGUGAAGCCUUGAAACAAGAAUGACAAGCAGAGUCUAGGUCACAAAAUGUGGUUUCCGGCCUGGCUCCUGGCUAUCACCUGGGAGCUUGUUGGAAAGGUAAACUGUUGGGCUUCAACAUAAAUGUUUCAGAUUUAUGAAAUCAGAAACUGUAGAUAUGAGACCCAUCACUGCCUCAUUCUAAUGACCCAUAACAUUUGAAAAUUGUGGCAAGAAAUAUUCAUUUCUAGCCAGGUGUGGUGGUAUAUACCUGUAAGCUUAGCACUUGGAGAUGGAGGCGGUGGACCAGAACUUCAGGGUCAUCCUUGGCUACAUAGUAAACUCAAGGCCGCCCAGGAUUAUAGGACUCUGAUCUCAAAAACCAAAACCAAACCAAACCAGCAAAAAGCUAACCUGACUCCCUUUAAUAGAUUUUUUCAAAGUCUCUCCAGGGACUUGUGAUCUUCAGAAUCAUUCACAGAAAGCCCAGGACAGACUGGCCCAGAAGCUAAAUAAAGACUAUGCUGUGUGCACAUAAAGCCAGUUACUCUGUCCCCUAUGAACUAGGAGAUGGUACACCACAGGCCUGUAGAGGGCAGUGUGGCCCGUUCCUUGUAGAAACUGGUACAGAAAGGAAUGUGAACUUCACCAGAACAACCCAUUUUUCUCUAGUCUCUGAAAACUCUAGACGACAUAACUUUAUUUAUUUAAAAUGUGUUAUUUAAUUACUGCCUAUUAUUUACAUUUGAUUUUAUUUAACCAUCACAUUUAGAAAAUAAUAAGAAUAGUAAAUGUCUGAAUGGGAGUCUCUUGUGGCUCUUUUCAAGAUGUCAAGUUUGAAUUUCUAGUCUUUUUCCCUUUGAGGGGAUUCUCUCCUCUAGUGUUUUACAUGAUCCUUGUAAGUAAGAUGGGGGAGUCCUGAAUAGAGAGACUAAGCUGAUUUUUAAACUGGGAAAUGGAGUCUUGAAUUAUGGAUUAUAUGGAUGAUUAAGCCUAUGUGUCCUGAAGGUACUUUGCCAGAGCACAACACUUGACUUGAAAAGAAACCCUGGAAUUUAGUUCAGGGAUAGGGGAGCAAAUAGAGACGUGUGAAGGAAGCGUUUAGACCUUGGGAGCCUGAUGUCCUAUGAAAUUCUGUCCUAUAAGAUUGUGUGAUGGUAGAGAUACGUUGCAUUUUUGACUCUGGGGGCUUAAGAACCUGUUAACUAUGUUUAAGAAAGUACUUCUAAUUUAUUCAAUGUCUUCCUAAAUUAUCCUAAAAAAAUAAGCUGGAAAGUCUUUGGGACCAUACCCAAGAAACCUUGGUUGUAUUUUUAAAUUAUUUAAUGUUAUACAUUUGUACAACUCCUAUGCUUCCCAAUGAUGGCCAUGUGUCGGAGGGGAAACAAUUUUGGCAUGAGGGGGAGGGGCUGCUGUUUCUAUAUUUGUUUUCUUCUCCUAUAAAUUGUAAUUGAGCCAUAUCUUGGUUUAAUUUGACAUUGAUUCUUUUUUUUUUCCCGGGGGCGGGGGAGAUACUGUCUGGGAUUAAAAGAGUAUGCCACCAUGCCUA
Messenger RNA from Peromyscus californicus insignis, 3237 nucleotides. It is a transcript of the gene Apold1, whose product is annotated as apolipoprotein L domain containing 1. Bases 132 to 872 code for a protein of 246 amino acids. Gene Ontology annotation, biological process: lipoprotein metabolic process; lipid transport. Lineage: Eukaryota; Metazoa; Chordata; Mammalia; Rodentia; Cricetidae. Gene Ontology annotation, molecular function: lipid binding. The record is from RefSeq and is a predicted model, not a curated record. The transcript is spliced from 2 exons. Gene Ontology annotation, cellular component: membrane; extracellular region.